AUGUUUAAAGCAGGCGAGUUGGACGAAAUAUUAACAAAUGUACAAGAUGAACAUAACAUUACCGCUAAUAAUGGAGACGAUAAUGUUGCUGCAACUCAAAUGCUUGAUGAUGAAUUUCGUGCAUUGGCAAUACCUGAAGUGGACACCGAUUUGAAUAUUUUUGAUGUUGAAGGUAACAGUGAUACCGCCAGAAUAGAGGAUGUUCGAUUUAUAAAACUACCUCCCCUAAUUAGCGAAAACGAUUUUCUCGCCGAUGUUAGAUCCCUUAAUAACAAACAGCGAGCAUACUUAAAUCACAUUCUUCAAAAUGUAGUUCAAAAAGUAAAAUUCUAUGAAUAUGUAGGUGGCGGUGCUGUUGUAGUUAGACCCAUUUAUCAAACUAUCACUCACAGACUUAACUCUGUUCCUGGUAGUAACCCAGAUCUACCUAAAGUUUUAUUAACCGCUCCAACUGGAAAAGCGGCAUUUGGUAUUGGAGGAUCCACAUUGCAUGCACUGUUUUCUCUUCCUGUAAAUCAAUUCUCGGGAGAACUGCUUCCUCUUAGCAAUGACACGGUUAACUCAAUAAUUGCAAAAAUAUUUGAUUUAAACCUAAUAAUUAUAGAUGAAAUAUCUAUGGUAGGGUCGAGAAUGCUAGGUUAUCUUGACGCUCGACUAAAGCAAAUAUUUAAGAACGCUAAUCCAUUUGGUGGCAUUUCAGUUCUAGCGUUUGGUGACUGUAAACAACUUCCACCAGUUGGGGAUAGAUGGAUUUUUAGUGACAACACCUCAAAUCCUUACGGAGCUAUUGUUGGUUCUAGGUUGUGGGAUCUUUUUCAGUUUUAUGAAUUGGCAGAAAUAAUGCGUCAAAGGGAAGAUUUAGCUUUUGCACAAGCCCUUAACAGAAUGUCAAAUGGAGAAAUGACAAUUGAAGACGUGAACAUAUUUAAAUCAAGAAUAGUACAUGAUUCGAAUGAUGUUCCAAUUGAUGCAAUUCAUUAA
Messenger RNA from Musca vetustissima, 981 nucleotides. RefSeq lists its product as uncharacterized. Gene Ontology annotation, molecular function: DNA helicase activity. Bases 1 to 981 code for a protein of 326 amino acids. The transcript has a single exon. Gene Ontology annotation, biological process: DNA repair; telomere maintenance. NCBI's taxonomy places the organism in Eukaryota, Metazoa, Arthropoda, Insecta, Diptera, Muscidae. The record is from RefSeq and is a predicted model, not a curated record.